Kogia breviceps (pygmy sperm whale) is the source of this 1449-nucleotide messenger RNA. It is a transcript of the gene ARL6IP4, whose product is annotated as ADP ribosylation factor like GTPase 6 interacting protein 4. NCBI's taxonomy places the organism in Eukaryota, Metazoa, Chordata, Mammalia, Artiodactyla, Physeteridae. The record is from RefSeq and is a predicted model, not a curated record.
UGGAGACGUUGUAAAGACCAAGGCUCUGGAGCUCACGGCCCGUUGCAGUGGACACGUUCGCAGACAAUCCAGAGAUGAUAGCGGCGCGCGGUCGCCUUUUUCCCUGGGGCAUCACGGAGACUAGGGAUGUUGCGGGUGAGGCGAAAGGACAGUGAUGGGAGAGGGCAUAGCUGCGGCAAAGGACCCGCGGGCUCCGGAACUGGCGCCAGGCUGGAGAGCAGGUCUCUCGUCUGGGAGCUCCGCCUGGAGCCCCAGCUCGCCUCUCCGGGAGGUCAGUGCGUCAGGCUCAGUUUCUUGGGCUGUCCCAGAGACGGAACCUGGGGCUUCAGAACUAAAGGCAGCAGCGCCUUGCUUCGCGGUCGGACGGCCGCCCAGAGCACCCCCGGGCCGGAAGUCGCCCAGCCGCCGCUUCCUCACGCGAAGGCGUGGUGCGGGGUUGGCGGUCCAGCUGGAUGGGCGGUUGAGGAGGGAACGGAGCAGCCGCGGGGACUUUCUUUCAGGCGGCGAGGCCGCGGAGGGCGCGGAGUGGAGGCCCGCGGCGCUAUGGCUCACGUCGGCUCUCGCAAGCGCUCGAGGAGUCGCAGCCGGUCCCGGGGGCGAGGGUCGGAAAAGAAAAGGAAGAAGAGCAGUAAGGACGCCCCGAGAAGCUGCUCGGCUUCUCGAUCUCAAAGCCGCAAGGCCAGCACCACCUCCUCUGGGGCGGAGGAGAGAAGCAAACACAAGGCCCGGAGGAGACCGCGGUCCAGCUCCUCCUCCUCUUCUUCCAGUUCUUCCAGCUGCUCUUCCUCCAGCGAUGGCCGGAAGAAGCGGGGGAAGCACAAGGACAAGAAGAGGAAGAAGAAGAAGAAAAGGAAGAAGAAGCUGAAGAAGAGAGACAAGGCCAAGGCCAAGGUGCAGCAGACCGAGGCUCUGCCCGGACCCUCGCUGGACCAGUGGCACAGAGCAGCCGAGGAGGAAGAGGAUGGCCCAGUCCUGACGGACGAGCAGAAGUCCCGCAUCCAGGCCAUGAAGCCCAUGACCAAGGCGGAGUGGGAUGCCCGGCAGAGCGUCAUCCGCAAGGUGGUGGACCCGGAGAGCGGGCGUACCAGGCUCAUUAAGGGAGACGGUGAGGUCUUAGAGGAAAUCGUAACCAAGGAACGACACAGAGAGAUCAACAAGCAAGCCACCCGAGGGGAUGGUCUGGCCUUCCAGAUGCGAGCAGGGCUGCUGCCCUGAGGGCCCCACUGGCCAAGGCCUGCACACAGUGUUGGUGGCACAGCCUGAAGGCUGGCCUCAGGGUGGGCACCAGGGAGCCCGAAGGAUGCUGCUUGUCUCUCUCCUGCACACCGGCCUCUGGCCCAGCCUCCUGUCAGAUGCAGGGGGUGGAGGUCAGGGUCAUUGGCCUAAUUGGCUCCCCUAACUCCUGAAAGAGUGCAGCUUCCCAGAUAUUAAACGUACCCUGGCUGGAGA